Messenger RNA from Penaeus monodon (black tiger shrimp), 1842 nucleotides. RefSeq names its product differentially expressed in FDCP 6-like. The record is from RefSeq and is a predicted model, not a curated record. Gene Ontology annotation, cellular component: cytoplasm; nucleus. Lineage: Eukaryota; Metazoa; Arthropoda; Malacostraca; Decapoda; Penaeidae.
UUCCCGGGCGGCCCGUCAUGGCGACCCUGGGCCAGCUGGUUGCCAAUAGUCUGUGGUUCGCGUUCGAUGCCUUGGACCAUCAGAAGACCGGCGUUGUUCCGAAGAGUCAGUUGAAGGUUUUGACCCAGAAUGUGGGGGUCUUACUCAACAUCGACCGACAAGUGGAGACCUGCAUUGCUGAGUACCUGAGCUCCAAACAACUCACCUUUGAACAAUUUCUUUAUUUUCUGACACAUGAGGUCCUGGCUGAAGUGGACAAUGGCAGCACCCCGUACAGCGAGCUCAAGGGGUACCACGAUACCCUCGAGCACACCUUCUGGCUGCUGGGCCGCUCCUCCCUCAUCCAGCGCCACCUGCCGCUCUUCUCCGAGGAGUCCGUCUACAGGCUCUUCCGGGUGUUUUGCCUCCUGGCGGAGAGGAAGCCGUCGAGGAAAGGGCUCUUGCAGGUGACGAUGAGCAUUGUAGAAGUGAGAGAAGUCACUCGACAGCUGGUCAUUCAACUGGGAAGGGAAUGGGAUGCCAAAGACUUUAACCAGCUAGCCACCGUGAUAACGAGCUUUACCUUCCCUGUGUUCCUGACGUUCCUGGAGGGACGUUACAUACAAGACACGGAAACCCCUGCCAUAAACCAGGCUGUCGAUGAAAUCUACGGGUUGUUCGUGGACCAAAUCAUGAAGCGGGGUAAAGUCUACCAGAGAGCGUGGUGGGCUCCUGUGUGGGUAGGGCGUGAGAUCGAGGUGCUUCCAUGGGCGAUGGCAACAAGAAGUCACAAGCCCAUGGCACGAACGAAAGCAGUGGUAGCGCGGGCAGCCGACAUCAUGCUGGGAAGAACACAUGUGAAACUAACGCCGUCAUCCACAGUCCACAGCAUCCCAGACGAGCCGGGAACUAGACCUUGUAGAUUCACGUUGUGUCUGGACUCAAACAAACUCAUUCAGUUAGCGGCUAUCGACCACAGGAGUAAGAGCGAGUGGCUGAGAGCCCUGGAUAUUGCAAUCCGACACUCUAGAGAGCCACUGCCAUAUCAGCUGGUGCAGUCCAUAUCGCGGAGAAGCGAAUAUGAGGAGGAAGAGGCUCGUGAAACUGCCGAGAGAAUCCGGAGGGCUUCACAGGCAGAUAUCAUUGAGAACACACAGGCUGAGCUCAUGGCAGAAAAAAUAGCUCGUGCAGAAGCUGAAGCAGCAGCCAAGGAGGAAGCUUUGGCUCGCCAGGAAGAGGAACGGCGCGUGGCAGAGCUUCAAAAUCUAAGAUUCCAGUUAGAAACUCUCCUGGAGGAGGAAACUCAAGCGAAACGAGACGAGGAAAUUGUUAGGAACUUACAAGCUCGGGUUUUGCGAGAGGAAUGGGAAAGAAGAGAAGAUUUGGAGAGACUCCAAGAAGAGCAAAAGAGAAUGCUAGAGGAAGAAACCAAAAAGAGAGAAGCUUUCCAACUUCUCCAGGAAGAAAAGGAUAACCAGUUAAGAGAAGCAGAAAAGAAGUUGCGGCAGCUAGAAGCCGACCGUUUAAAGCUUGACCACGAGCUGCGUAGUGCCAGAGAAAAAAUCGUCAUGUCAGAAAGAGGAAAAGAACUGUUGGAAGCAAGAAUGAAGGUUAAAGAGAGAACACCACCUGUUCGUACUUACUCUCUACGGCCUAUAAGAAAAGAACGAGGACCAGUGCCCACGAGAUCAUCUUCUUUCAAUGCUCAUGCUGCGCGGAUUUUCAAGUUCCGUUCUAAGAAUGAGGAUAGCAAUAAUGGUAAUGGAAAUGGCAAUAGUAAUGGGACUAUUGAAAGUAGCUAAGUGAAUGUAUUUAUUAUAGUUUUAGAUUAAAAGAUAAUUUUAUAAUAUAUUGGAUAUCAAU